Messenger RNA from Hevea brasiliensis (rubber tree), 573 nucleotides. RefSeq names its product proline-rich receptor-like protein kinase PERK2. Lineage: Eukaryota; Viridiplantae; Streptophyta; Magnoliopsida; Malpighiales; Euphorbiaceae. The record is from RefSeq and is a predicted model, not a curated record. Bases 1 to 573 code for a protein of 190 amino acids. The transcript has a single exon.
AUGGCUACUCCAUCUUCACCUUCUGCUAAUGCUAACCCCAGUCCCAGUCCGCCAUCGCCACCACAGUCACCAUCGAGCACCCCACCACCGCUACAAUCGCCUCCACCAUCUUCACCACCACUACCCCAAAACCAAACACCCUCCCUCAUUCCGCCGACACCACUCACACCACAAAAUGAAGUCACUAUUGAGACACCCAUCCUAGCCCCUGCCAUAGAAGCCGCAAUUGAAACACCUAUUAUCAAAACCCAUAUUCAAGAACCGAUGCCUGAACCUGUGCUAACUCAAGCCAAACCUAAAACUAAAACCAAAAUGACUGCAGGUAAAACCAAGAAAGCCUCUGUUGUAAAAAGAAAAGGGAACCCCUCUAUUUCUUUGGGCUUCGACUCUUCACCCAGGGUCUCUUCCAAACCAGUUAGUAAAAAAACUAGGUCAUCAUCGCCAAUUUCAUCACCAGUGGCUCCACUACCUAUAUUUCAGUCACCCUUAGCCUCUCCCCAGCCUGCCAGUGCUCUAGCAGCACCUUCAACAUCUGUCGAUGACAUAGAAGAGGCACCUUUUCCAUUACCUUAG